AUGUUUCAACAAUUAUUAUACAUUUUUCUUAUUAUAUUUAUUUCAUCAUCAAAUUCAAAUCGUAUUUCAUUAAUUGGUAAUAAUUGGACAAUAACUAAUAAUAUAAAUCAUACAGCACAAGGUACUAUACCUGGUACAAUUCAUACAAUACUUUUUGCUGCCAAACAAAUUCCUGAACCGUAUUUAGAUUAUAAUGAUCUUGAUUUACGUUAUUUGAUCUAUAAUAACUGGACAUUUACAAAAAAAUUUGAUUUAUUCUCUGAUUUUCUUAUCUCAAAUCAAAUUACAAUACAUUUGGAACAAAUUGAUACUGUUGCUGCAAUAACAAUAAACAAUUGUCUUAUUGGUAGAACUAAUAGUAUGUUCAUACCUUAUACAUUUCAUGUUGCUAAUUCAUGUUUAAAAUUUGAAAAUGAAAUUUCUGUUGAUUUUGAAUCUCCUGUUCUUUAUGCAUUAAAACAAGCAAAUACAUAUAAUGAUACAGUACCACCAGAUUGUCCACCAUCAGUUGUACGUGGCGAAUGUUACGUACAAUUUAUUCGAAAAGAACCAUCAUCAUUUGGUUGGGGUUUUGGUCCAACUUUCGCUCCUAUUGGUAUAACAGGUGACAUAUAUCUUGAAGCAGUAAAUACAACUGAAAUAGUUAUUCAACUUGAAAGUAUUAAUGUUGCUUCCUACAGUGUAAGAACUAAAUCAUGGCAAGUUGUUGUUCUAUUAAGUAGUAAUAAUGAUCAAUUCGAGAGUAAAAUAAAAUUUAUCUUAGAAAAUACAACAUGGUCAUAUGAAACACUUGUCAUAUUUAAUCAUAAUCUAUCAAUUACUGUAUCAAUACCUGAUAAACUUAUUUCACGUUGGUGGCCAAAUGGAUAUGGUGAUCAAUCAUUAUAUAAUUUUGUUGUUUUCAAUCAAGAAAAAGUAAUUGAUUCACGUUUAAUUGGUUUUCGUACUGUUCAACUAGUUCAAAAUAAAUAUAGAACAGGAAUAAAUGGAACAUCAUUUUAUUUUGUUAUUAAUUCUCAAUCUAUAUUUAUUAAAGGAAGUAAUUGGAUACCAUCAGAUUCAUUUCAAGAACGUGUCAGUAAUGAAAAAUAUGAACGUUUACUUCGUUCAGUACAAUUAGCUAAUAUGAAUAUGAUACGUGUUUGGGGUGGUGGAAUUUAUGAACGUAAUUCAUUUUAUGAACUAGCCGAUCGUUUAGGUAUUAUGUUAUGGCAUGAUUUUAUGUUUGCAUGUAGUCUUUAUCCUGUUAAUGAUGAAUUUUUAAAAAAUGUUCAUGAUGAAGUUAUCUAUCAAGUUAAACGACUUCAAUCACAUCCAUCGAUUGUUCUUUGGUCUGGUAAUAAUGAAAAUGAAGCUGUUAUUGCAGAAAAUUGGUAUAAUGUAUCGCAAGAAAAAAUGAAUAAAACAAAAGACGAUUAUAGAAAAUUAUAUAUUCAUACUGUUAUGAAUGCUAUUCAACAAGUUGAUCAAGGAAAUAAUCGACCAUUUGUUAGUUCAUCACCAUCGAAUGGACUUGAAACAAUAGCUGAAAAUUAUAUUGCUCACAAUCCUGAAGAUUCGCUCUAUGGUGAUGUUCAUUUUUAUGGGUAUCAGAUUGAUACAUGGGAUCCAACAACAUAUCCAAUAGUACGUUUUAUGUCGGAAACAGGUAUUCAAUCAUUGCCAAGUCUAGAUUCAUGGCUUGAAGCUACAAGAAAUAUAUCGAACUUAUAUUUUAAUAGUUCGUUCAUUCAAAAUCGUGAACGUUUUCCUAAUCAACUCGAUCCAAUGAUAAAACAAAUUGCAAUGAAUUUACCAUUACCAAUAACAAAUGAUCCAUUUAAAAAUUUUACUCAAUUAAUUUAUUUAAGUCAAAUAAAUCAAGCCAUGACAUUAAAAAGUAUAAGUGAUAUUUGUCGACUUCAUUCAUCAGUAGACAUGAUUAAUCCAAAAACAAGUCAAGGUCAUACCAUGGGUAUAAUGUAUUGGCAAAUAAAUGACAUGUGGCAAGCACCAACAUGGUCAACAAUUGAAUAUGGAUUGAAAUGGAAGAUGGGUCACUAUUAUGCAGCUCAUAUGUAUACACCUAUUUAUCCUAUUACUACUGUGACACCUUAUUUAGCAAAUAUAACAGAUGAAAAUGCUCAACUUUCAAUUGAUAUUGUUAAUGAAUUAAUAAAUGGUACUCAUGGUGAUUUAACAUGUUGGAUUUAUACAUUAGAUACAAUGAUGACUCGUUUAACAUUUGGAAGUAGUAUUUUGUUUAAUUCAUCGGGUAUACAAAAUUUUAUGAAUCUAUCUUAUGUAUUAUUAAUGAAACGUGCUCAUUGUGACAAUAAUAGUCAAUGUAUAUUGCAUUGUAUAUUCAAUUCUAAUCAUUAUCAAGUAGAACAAACUUUAUUUUUAAGUCGACUAAAAGAUUAUCAAAUCAUGAAUCCAAAUCUUAAUAUUGAAAAUAUUGAACAAUUAUCAUCAACAGAUUUUAAUAUUACAUUAACAGUUGAUCGACCAGCUUUAUUUGUCUGGCUUGAUAUAACAGCUAAUAUAACAGGUUAUUUUUCACGAAAUGGAUUUCAUAUGUUUGAACCAAAAAUGUCUAUUAAUUUUCAUUCAUGGAUACCAAUUAUAAAUUUUCAUCAGACUAACUUUGAGAUACGUUAUACAUCAUUGUUUGACGUUACAUUACCAUGA
Molecule: messenger RNA, 2670 nt
Organism: Rotaria sordida
Lineage: Eukaryota; Metazoa; Rotifera; Eurotatoria; Philodinida; Philodinidae
Source: the annotation of a GenBank genome assembly